This is a messenger RNA of Stylophora pistillata, 3015 nucleotides long. RefSeq lists its product as uncharacterized. Lineage: Eukaryota; Metazoa; Cnidaria; Anthozoa; Scleractinia; Pocilloporidae. The record is from RefSeq and is a predicted model, not a curated record. Gene Ontology annotation, molecular function: calcium ion binding.
UGGAGCCCAGACUCUCCGGGUUCCGGCCUUUUCAGACCCAAAAUGCCAUCCCCUGGUAAUUUUGGAAAUCAGGAUAAAAUGGAUCGCCCCUCGUCCUGGUCCGUAACGCCCACCCAGCAUGAUGGGUACCUUGCUGACAGUGAGGAGAACGCCGACUUGACUUUACUGCAGGCUCAGAUUCAACAAGCGCGGAAUAACGCUAAGACAAUAGAACGGAGAAAAAACGAAAGCCAAGAAACGAUGAGAAGGGAGUCUAUAGAAAAAAAUGCAAAAGAUGAGCGCAUUGCAGCAACAGAGGAUUCUACUUCUCAAAGACCUCUUGAGAACGACUCCUUUGACGGAACGCUUUUAAAUGGUACUGAAUGGGAUAGCGACUGGGACAGUGAUUUUAGUCUACAUGUCAAACCGCUCAGCGACUUAAGCACGUCAAGUGGCGACGAGUCCCAGUGGGAGCCUGGGAACCAAACAAAACCAGCGAACAACGAAAAUGCAGACAGAACCCGAAAGAGAUCUGAUAAAACCGUCACAAAUGCUGCAAGAAGAAAUGAGAGCAAGCCUGGCACUACCGAACAGCGUAAGGGCCCUGAAAAUGAAAGACCUCUGGAGGGCGGAGCUCGGAGGAGUAUCGGCGGAGAGGACCAUCCUAAAGACAGACAAGUUAAAAGACCAACAGUUAAACCCAUUCCAAAAAUCGGAUCAGAUUCGGACUCGGAUGAGGCCCAUUUCCGUCCCAGACCCCGCGCUUUCCGGGGCGACGACGAAUUAAGCGAGAGCGACAUGAACUUCUUCAAACAACAAUUUCAAGCCACUAACACACGCAGGGAACACGAAAAAGACACCAGCCAAGAAAGCCCUGUUGGAUGUAAAGGCAUGAAUUGUUAUCGGUGUUCUUCCUUCAUUCCUGAGUGCGAGGGCGUUUGUUCUUUGUGCGGUACUUUGUGUCAGCGGCCAGGGGGACCAUGUAAGGCUUGUCGAGAUAUAUGUGAGAGAUGUGGCAAGCCAAGGUAUAGGUGUACGUCGCCUGACGAGAGACUGGGAACUAGUGACGAGGAAAGGGGAGAGAAUGAAGAGCAUUUUGAUACAGAAGCUGAUGAAACUGGACCAGGGACGCCAGAACAAAGAACAUCUCCUUUCAGAGGUCAUGUGAACAGUCCCGUAUCGGCGUCAGCUGAAGAACUAACGCGGGAAAGAAGUUUGAUUGCGGAAGAGGUGAAUAACUCCGAUAAGAGAUACAGGAAGAGCAAAGAGAGAAAAAUUAGAGCACCGCCAGAAAGAAAAUCAAAAGAUCCCAACAGUGUAAAACGCGUGCGAAAGAAACGCUACAGGACCGUUGAUGAAGAGGACAAUGGGCAGCUGGAGGAAAAAGAAGUCGUUGAGGAGGAAGAACAUGGCGAUGAUCAUCCACAAUCUACUGAGCCCACUCAAGUAAAUUCAGGUGAAGUUGUUCCCGUUCAGCUUCAACCCUCUGCCUUCGCUGCCAAAGGCACCAAGAAAACUAAACCAUCUAAAAAGGUUAUUUCUCAGACUAUCGUGUAUAAGGAAACGAAGAGACCACCAAUGUCCAUACAAGGACAUUCUCCGGGACGUGAAGAUUUCAACGAGGAGGAUUCCGUGGUUACAAGCCCCACGCCUCUCGUAGAAACCGUUGAGCCUGGUGAAGACCUGUUAGUACAAAAUAAUGACGAGGGAACUGGUGAGGAGGUGCAAAUGGAAGAGAAAACUGUUGAGGGGGAUGGCUCUAAUGAUGACGUAACUGAGGAUGGGAAAGACGUUGGGUCGAAGGGAGAAGAAGAACCGCCUGCAAAUAAUGAGGAACGUGAGAAGGAAAAAGAGAAAGGAGAGGAAAAAGAAGAAGAAAAACAGAAAGAAAAAGAAAAGAGAAAUGUUCUUCCAAAAAUUCGGGGUGUAUCACGUGUCAACGCAGCAUUUAAAGAACGAGCAGAGCUGGGUAAAAGACUGCAAAACGUAUUAAAGGAAGCUGUCAGUGAAGUUAUGGGACAAGCUGAUAUAAGAACAAGAAAGGACUCAACAAUAGAUUAUAUUGCGCAGUAUCGACUUGUCGACCGAAGUCGAUUGGAAAUGUACGGCCGCGCGUUUACACUGGAAGACGAGGACGAGGAUGGAAUGAUAUCUUACGAGCAAAUGAUGCUUGCCCUAGAGGGGGUGCCAAGUAUUGCAGGGUUGUCCAGAAAACAACUUAUGUUCGUAUUACAGGUGCUGGAGCUCUUCCCAGGCUCCAGGAUAACUUUCAAGAUGUUUUCAGUGGCUACUGCUUUGUGCGAAAAAGUAACCAUUCUAGAUGCAUUUGUCAAGCAGCUGGUUGAAGAACUGGACUUGUUUGAAUUGGAGUGUAAACUGGACAUGUUCAGGAGCAUGUUCUUUGUGACUGGUGAUUUCUCUGUAACUUUCAUCACAGCUGACCAGCUGAGAAUUGAAUUGAAGGCCGGCGGGCUCAACCAGAAUCAGGAGGAUCACGUAAUAGGGCAUAUCCUUCAGUCCAGUAAUACUGGAGAGAUUUCAUUCCUGGAUUAUAUGGCGUAUCUUCCACUAUUUCUGUCCAUCCACCAAAAUAUCUGUGACAACGCCCUUGACAUGUCACGCAACAAGUAUCAACGUAAGAGUACAACGUAACAACAAGUGACACUAAUGGAGGAUGUAUCGUGACAUCUACUAAAACAUUUGUGACAGCACACUCGGUACCGGUAUGUCACGCGACGACCUUAUCAUACUGUGUGACAUCAAGUAGCCCCCAUGGAUAAACUCUUGACAUGUCACGUCAUGCAACAAGUAUCAACUUGACUUCAAGUACACUUGAUUUAUGAGGGAUACAUCACGGGUCCAUGGCAGAAUUAAAGCGAAUCUGACUUUUCCUACAAGUCUUAAAUUCAAUGGUGAAAAAAGACACUGUGCUAAGCAAUAUGUUGUUAGUUAUCAUGGUAUCACGAACUAUCAAGACACAAACUGAGAUUAUUGUCAACAACAAUACAAAAUAAACUAAAAAACAGUUUUUAAUAG